AUGGUCAAGAGAGAUUUCGAGACAGCCAUGGUCAGCAUGGGCUCGCGCGGGUUUAAAUCAAAAUCCGCCAAAGCAGACAUGGACAAUGGCGCCAUCCUGACAAACAUUUCGACUAUUAGCAAGACUAAUACCGUUAUAAUUGGGAAUGGCCCUUCUGCUCUGGCUUUGAGCUAUCUCUUGCACGGGAACGAACCGUGGUAUUCACCUUCCGAACCUCAUCCGGAUCCUGUCUUGCAUAGGAAGCUCCUCAAGAAAUUCGGACUUAAUCCUCUAUCAGACAGUCAACAGGAUGUCAGGUUGUAUGAUAUCCUUCGAACACCUAAGGACUGCAAUGACAUCACAUCUCACUUCCCAGCUUCGGUUUCUAUGUCAUACUCGACUGCGGCACUGCCGUUAAAUACUCUCUUGGAUACCCUCCUUCGACCAUUGGUGGAUGUUGACAUGGAGGAGUCUAUGAGCCGAGUCGGCUGGAGAAAGACUGACUCUGAUGUUGUUCCUCACGUCAUACUGGGCGAAGAACCCAAGGCCGGUGGACAGUGGGCUGGUGAUGAGGUAUGGUUCGGGGAUGAAGAUGACGAGGAAAGUGAUAAUGGACUCAAGACUUUGAGCUAUGCAGACCUUCUUUCUCUUCCCGGAUACUCCCUCGGUGAUCACUACAAACAAAAAUACCACACAGACAUGGAUCCGUAUUAUCGUCCGACGAGAAGACUAGUAGCAGAAUAUUACGCAACGUAUCCCCGUAAGGUUGGGAUCGAAGACGUUCUCUUUCCUGGCACCAGUGUUACGAAUGUCGAAAGAAUAAAUGACAAGUCAGGCUUCAACUUCCUGGUAUCGAUUAAACUGAAAUCAAACUCAAGCUCAACGUCACACGAGGCGCAUGUUAUCCGUUGUCGAAACGUGGUUCUCGGGACGGGCAUAUUUUCACAUCGAAUUCCUCCCCCACCUGUCUUCACACCUUUCUUCAAACGUAAGUUGGACUUGGAGUUGAAAGAGAGAUCAUGGGAUAACAGUCCCGCGCCCGCAAACACAUCAAAAACUGCACAGCUGCCACUUUUGGUAGUCGGAUCUGGUUACACUGCAGCGGACGCCAUUUUGUGUAACCAGGGGAAACGGCCUAUUAUUCAUGUUUACAGAUGGGACCCCGAAGAUAGACCUUCGCCGUUACGGGGCUGCCAUCCCCAAGCUUACCCAGGUUAUGCUGGCGUCUAUAGGCAAAUGAAGGACGCUGUUUUGAAAAAAAAGUCGCCGACGGAUGGAAUCUACCAAGGGUUUCCUAAUGCAGUAGUGGCGGAGACACGAGGAGAUGGUACGGUCACGCUUUCUAUAAAGUCAGAAGACGGAACGAACAAAGAGACUGUUAUCCGAGUUGCCGAUAUUGAAGUUUGUAUUGGUAGACGAGGGAGGUUGGAUUACCUGGCGCCGGAUCUCUGCGAGGAGAUCGGUGUCCAAAACCUCGACUAUAGCAACAUGGAAUCAUUGAAUAAUACUCGAGAAUCACCGUCCCCACUAGCUCUAUCACGGACGGUAACGUCUUCGAGAAGAUACUCGAGUCGGUCUCGGAAGCCAAUGCUUCACCCGACGACAUCCGAUACCGCAGGGAAGGUUUGGGUACGGUACAGCAGCCUACGGGAAAGAGUUGAACAAAAUAUUGAGGUCACCACUAAUGUGUUUAUUAUUGGAAGCCUCACGGGUGACUCGCUGGUACGAUUCGCGAUGGGGGGCUGCGUUUAUUCCGCUGGCAGAAUCAUCUCCGACAAUGCCCCAAUUAUAGAUUCUUCUGACUCGUCGACAAUGAUGUCCGAGACGUCAUCGAUGUCGGAAUCUGAAGAUCCGCAAAAGUUGUCCGAGGGGAAGGCUAGGAGGAGGAAGUCCAAGUGCGUGGUAGUAUAA
Messenger RNA from Orbilia oligospora ATCC 24927, 1890 nucleotides. RefSeq lists its product as uncharacterized. The transcript has 3 exons. NCBI's taxonomy places the organism in Eukaryota, Fungi, Ascomycota, Orbiliomycetes, Orbiliales, Orbiliaceae. Bases 1 to 1890 code for a protein of 629 amino acids. The record is from RefSeq and is a predicted model, not a curated record.